AUGGCUAAAUGCAUCAAGAAUGUUGGCAUCAUUGGUAAAUAUGGGACCCGUUACAGUGCCUCCCUCAGGAAAAUGGUGAGGAAGAUUGAAAUAAGCCAGCACGCCAAGGAUACUUGCUCCUUCUGGGGCAAAACUGAGAUGAAAACAUGGCAUUGUGGUUCCGGCAUGAAAACAGUAGCAGGUGGUGCCUGGGCCUGUGACACCACUACUGCCUUCACACUCAAGUCAGCCAUCAGAAGGAGACUGAAGGAAUUGAAAGACCAGUAG
Messenger RNA from Nyctereutes procyonoides (raccoon dog), 267 nucleotides. Its product is annotated as 60S ribosomal protein L37a-like. The record is from RefSeq and is a predicted model, not a curated record. The transcript has a single exon. Gene Ontology annotation, biological process: translation. Gene Ontology annotation, molecular function: structural constituent of ribosome. Lineage: Eukaryota; Metazoa; Chordata; Mammalia; Carnivora; Canidae. Gene Ontology annotation, cellular component: ribosome. Bases 1 to 267 code for a protein of 88 amino acids.